GGAAGUGCCACUUAGCCUCAGUUAGAGCAGAGGAAACUUCGGGGGAAGGCCAAGGUUCCUGUCACAUGACUCCACCCUCGUUCACUCACAGUCCCCUCUGCCUUGGCAGUUGCUGGCCCCAGCAGGAGGCUCCUGCAGAAUUGGUGCUUCUGUCCCCAGAGACAAGACCUUGCAGCUCCCAACCUGGUACCCAUGUCCCUCAUCCCUCCUGAGAGCAGAGGUUGAACCUGUGCCCCACCGCCUACCGCUGGGAUGUUGCACCAGUGGUCAGCACAGUCAGGGCAGACCCCGAGGGAGCCAGGACACCUGCCCGAGAGCGAGGACCUCUGGGAGCAGGAGAUGGAGUGGCUGCGUGCCUCCCGGGAGCCCCUGCGCUCACUGCCCUAUGCCAUGAUGGACAAGCGCCUCAUCCGGAAGAUGCGGGAGCCCGAGGGCAUGCAGAUGACGCGCUGGCAGUGUUGGCAGCAAAAGCAGCAGACUAUGGGACAGCGCCUGGGGGAGGUGGCACGGCGGCUUGCCUGGGGCUUCGGGCUGUGGAAGGGGGCGCUAUACGAGAUCGGGGGUCUCUUCGGCUCAGGCAUCCGGUCCUACUUUACCUUCCUCCGCUUCCUGCUGCUGCUCAACCUGCUCACUGUGCUACUGACUGCCAGCUUCGUGCUGGUACCCCUGGCCUGGCUCCACACCCAAGGCCCGGGUCCUACCCUGAACUUCACAGCCCUCCAGUGCCCUGGAAGCCACCAGGCCCAGACUUACAUUCCACGGUUCCACAAUCAGCUUUGGAAUGUUUUAACUGGUAGGGCCUUCAACAACACCUAUCUCUUCUAUGGCGCGUACUGGGCUGGACCAGAGAGCAGCUCCGCGUACAGCAUCCGCCUGGCCUACCUGCUCUGCCCGCUCGCCUGCCUGCUGCUCUGCUUCUGUGGGAUUCUGCGGCGGAUGAUGAAAGGGUUCCUGCGGAGGCCAGGGCUGGGCCAGGACUACGGGGUGCCCCUCAGUGCCAAGGUGUUCUCGUCCUGGGACUUCUGCAUCCACCUGAGGGAUGCGGCCACCAUCAAGAAACAUGAGAUCAGCAAUGAGUUCAAGGUGUACCUGGAGGAGUGCCGCCGACGCCAGCAGGUGCAACAGGACACACCCACCCAGCGCGCCUGCCGCCUGCUCAGCUACCUGCGAGUCAACCUCCUCAAUGCAUGCCUGGUGGCUGGGGGCAUCAGCGCCAUCUUCUGGGCCACUAAGUACUCACAGGACAACAAGGAGGAAUCCCUGUUUGUGGUGCUCCAGUACCUGCCCCCUGGGGUCAUCUCCCUGGUCAACUUCCUGGGUCCCCUGCUGUUCAUGUUCCUGGUCCAGCUGGAGAGCUACCCUCCUAGCAUCGAGGUCAACCUCAUUUUGAUCUGGUGCGUGGUGCUGAAGUUGGCCAGCCUGGGAAUGUUCUCCUUCUCGCUGGGUCAGACCAUGCUGUGCAUCGGCCGGAACAAGACCAGCUGUGAGACCUAUGGCUACAAUGCCUGUGACUAUCAGUGCUGGGAGAACUCAGUGGGUGAGGAGCUAUACAAGCUGAUCAUCUUCAACUUCCUCCUCACGGUGGCCUUUGCCUUUCUUGUCACCCUGCCUCGGAGGCUGCUGGUGGAGCGGUUCUCAGGCCGGUUCUGGACCUGGCUGGGCCGGGAGGAGUUCCUGGUGCCCAAGAAUGUGCUGGACAUCGUGGCAGGGCAGACGGUCACCUGGAUGGGCCUCUUCUACUGCCCCCUGCUGCCCCUGUUCCAGAGCAUCUUUCUCUUCCUCACCUUCUACAUCAAGAAGUACACCCUCCUGAGGAACUGCAGGACGCCCCCUCGGCUCUUCCGCGCCUCCAGCUCCACCUUCUUCUUCCAGCUGGUGCUGCUCCUGGGCCUGCUCCUGGCAGCAGUGCCCCUGGGCUUUGUGGUCAGCAGCACCCAUUCCUCCUGGGACUGUGGCCUCUUCACCAACUACUCGGCCCCCUGGCAAGUGGUCCAGGAACUGGUAGCUCUGCGGCUCCCACUUUCUGGCCAGCGUGCCCUCCAGUAUCUCAGCUCUCACGCCUUCGGUUUGCCCCUCCUCUGGCUGCUCAGCCACAUCCUGACAGUGUGCAUCGCUCAGUCCCAGGCCAAUGCAAGGGCCAUCCACGUGCUCCGGAAGCAGUUGGUGUGGCAAGUUCAGGAGAAGUGGCGCCUGGUGGAGGAGCUGUCGCGGCUGCUACAGGAGCCAGGCUCGAGCGAAUCUCUGAUCCCCGACUCCCCUCGUUUCCGAGCUUCACACCCGCGGUUUUCCGGUCCCGGAUUCUGGAGCCCAGGUUCUCCGGGUCCCGAGAGCCCCGCUCGGGACCCUUCCACACGGACCCCGCCCUGGUUGAGCUCCUCCUACCCUGGAUCGCGAGAUUCCCCGGGCCCCCGGUUCCGCUUUCCCAGCGGCACUGAGCUGUAGCACCGACUUAGCGUCCCCUAAGGAGAGACCUGCAACACCCACUUGCCUACCCUGGCUCCUGGAGGGGCGUCCUCACACACAGUGACAGGGCUGCCCCGAAGAGGGCCACACAUCCCCAGGGGUAGCAGGGCGACCAUAUGAAAAUUUCUAUUUUUUAUAUCUCAUCCCUUUAAAUUUUCUGGUUUUUACUGAAUAUUUUAUAACAUACGCAGUACAUUAUUAUGGUAACUCAUAAA
Octodon degus (degu) is the source of this 2678-nucleotide messenger RNA. RefSeq names its product transmembrane channel like 8 (gene Tmc8). Gene Ontology annotation, molecular function: mechanosensitive monoatomic ion channel activity. Bases 253 to 2442 code for a protein of 729 amino acids. The transcript is spliced from 16 exons. Gene Ontology annotation, cellular component: plasma membrane. NCBI's taxonomy places the organism in Eukaryota, Metazoa, Chordata, Mammalia, Rodentia, Octodontidae. The record is from RefSeq and is a predicted model, not a curated record.